Cucurbitaria berberidis CBS 394.84 is the source of this 1985-nucleotide messenger RNA. RefSeq lists its product as uncharacterized. The transcript has 2 exons. NCBI's taxonomy places the organism in Eukaryota, Fungi, Ascomycota, Dothideomycetes, Pleosporales, Cucurbitariaceae. The record is from RefSeq and is a predicted model, not a curated record. Bases 475 to 1746 code for a protein of 423 amino acids.
AUCCCAACCUUCCGCCAUCCUGAGGCCAGUUGACAAGCCUCAGACAGCAAGGCAAAACCACCAAGCACUUCUUGGCAGCGUUUUAGCUGCACAUGUUGCUUGCUUGGCAAACUGCGGGUGUGUUCAUCACCGGUCGACGGGUAGAGGGUGAAAUGGUCGCCUUUGCAGAAAGGGGGCAAGUACCGACAGAAGCCGUUCUCGGGCAUGAACAAUACGUGAAGGUGUGGAUGCAAAUAAAAGCUCGUGGAGGGUAGCUGUUCUCGUUUAAUUUCUUCAUCCACACACUCUCUUCGCUACUUUCAGUCUACACAUUCUCUUUACCCCCUCCCCCUUCCGUCCGUUUAAUAUUUACCUUCUUUGCGACUUUGAUAGUCUGCUUCCGUCGUUCUUUGAAUCACUUAUACGUCUGUGACGUUCUUUAAACUACUCUCUUUAAUUCUUUGGUAUUAUUCAGACGGGCUUAACUUCUUCAUAAUGUCGUUCAAGAUUAUUGCUACUAUCACGCUUGCGACUGGUCUCGCUGCUGCAAAGCCCAUCAACGCCCCGCAAUCCCUCAACAACCUCCUGGGUCAGGGCUUCAACGGCGCCGUGGUAAACGGCAACAAAGGCAACGGCUUCAACUUCAUCGACGGCUUCAACAACUUCAACCAGCAGCAGCAAGUCCUCCAGAUCCAGGAGCAAAAUCUGCAAAUCUCCAACAACGGCUUCCAGCAGCAAGUCGUCCAGCAGGUACAGCAGGUCCUCGUCGUCGACCAGGUCAACAACGGCUUCAACAAUGACUUGAACAACCUGUUCCGCAAGAGCAACUUCCAGAACCGCUUCCAGGAUGUCAGCACCGUCAUGCUUGUCGUGCAGGAGAUUCAGAUCUCAGUCGACAACGGCGGCCGUGGUAAUGGCAACAACCGUAAUGGCAACGACCGUAACGACCGUAACGGCCGUGGCGGCAACAACAACAAUAAUAACAAUAACAACAACGUCUUCCAGGCAAACAUCUUCGCCCAGUCCGCCGUCGUAGCGAACCGCGGUGCGCGCCAAACGCAAACCAUCAUGGUCUUCGACAGCCGCACGCUCAUCGCGCAAGACGUGCUGCGCAACAACGCAUUCGGCAACAUUGGGCAAGUCGGCGGCAUCGCGGGCGCCACGGGCGUGUUGAACAACGCGCUCCCCACCAAGACGGCGGGCAUCCAGCUGUUCGGCGCGAAGCCGACGUGGAGCAGUGUGGCCGAGGACCCGGCUGCGUCGCUGGGCGGCAUCUGGCAGAGUGCGCUGGAGGAUCUGCAGAAGGGCGAGAAUGAUCAGCAGGAUAAUCAGCUCAAUGAGCGCGCGGCUGAGGAGGAGAAGAAGAAGUUGGAUGAGGCUGCUAAGGGGGAGAAUAAGGAUGCGCAGAAUAAGGAGGAGCAGCAGAAGCAGGAGCAGGAGCAGGAGCAAAAGAAGCAAGAGGAACAGAAGCAGGGUGAGCAGAACAAGGAUGAGCAGAAGGCCGAGCAGAACAAGGAUGCGCAGAACAACAACGAGGAGCAGAAGCAGGAGCAGCAGAAGGCCGACGAGCAGAAGCAGAACGAGCAAAAAGCCGAGGAGGCGAAGCAGAAUGAGCAAAAGGCCGAGGAGCAGAAGCAGGGUGAACAGAAAGCCGACGAGCAGAACAAGGACGAGCAGAACGCCGACGCCAACGCUCAAGAGAAGGAGCAACAGGCAGCCGCUGAAGUCGUUGCUGCGCCUGCACAGAAUGCCACUGCGAAAGCUUAGAGACGAUACGACCACGCUCCCUGCAGCUGGAGCAAUCCGUAUCCUAUCCCUCCCCUUCCUCUAGUUAAAAAAGCUGCAAGUACCAGUAUACCCAAGAGUGGUGCGAGUUCUUCUUUCCUUGUUCUGUUCGAGCUAGGCAGAUUGAUGAGACUUUGGAGUUUGGAGCGGGCGGGAUGAAGAUCGUCUUAGUGUUCGUUAGUAUUAGAAAGGCCAGUAGCAGCUCCUGAACUGGUUCGGAG